GACGACGACCCCCACAACAACGACGGAAGAGCCUGGGUGGCGAGAGAAACAAGAAGUGUUGUUACGCCUCAAUGAUACGGUCAUCUCGCCCUCCGCAAAUAACCGCACCCCGGAUACCAUUUGGCUCUUCUUCAACCGCAUCCCGCGUACUGGAGGGCAGACGUUGGUGUCCCUGAUGAAGUCCCUGUCAGCGGACCUCGAUUACCAGCACCAGGAGCACGUCUACAGGACGCCUUGGCAGAGACUGAUGAGUGAAGACGAGCAGAAGAAUUUAGCUACCUGGUUUGAGUACAACUUUUGGCCCAAGAGUUAUGAUCGCUUCUCCCUCUACAUCAACUUCACUCAACACAGGAGCCAGUAUGUGACCCUCCGACCAGCUUACAUCACAGUGGUGAGGGACCCGGUGGAGAAGUAUAUCUCUUACUUCCGGUUCAAGCGUGUGGACCAUGAGAGGGUGAAGCUGGAGAUGGCGGUCAAGGAGAAGCAGAGACCAGGGAGUGGUCGGACGUGGUAUUGGAAGAAAUUGGAGGAGUGUGUGUCAGGGGACGACCCGGAGUGUGACUUUAGCCCAGGCAGUCGCAGCUUUUCCUCUGCUGUCCCAUUCUUCUGCGGCCAAUACGAACAGUGCCUGAAGCUGGGUGACCCAUGGGCGCUGCAGAAGGCGAAGUACCAGGCGGAGUACGAUUACUCAGUAGUGGGCCUGGCGGAGGAGUGGAACACGACCUUGGCUGUCCUGGAGGAGUACCUACCCAUGUUCUUCCAGGGCGCCCGUCAGCGUUACUGGAGCCAGGAGUUCGAAGCAGAGCGGCAGGUGAACAAGAACCCAAAGAAGUACUCGGAGGUGCCAGAGAAGAUCAUCAAACUGCUGAAGGAGAGGAUGGGUCCAGAGUAUGAGCUCUACGAGUUCCUGCGUCAACGUCUUCACCUGCAGUAUAAGCACAUUGCCAGCAGGCUGGCUGCCCCAACCACCGCCUUCACCACCACAUCUAAUGUUCCCCGUUUUGCCAUCUGGGACAGAAUGGAUAUUGAAUUCAGUAAUUAGGAGGUCUGACCGCCUUCACAUCAGUACGAUUCUACAAAUAUUUGUUUAUUUGUGUUAUUAUUUCUACUACUAAUAAAAGGACGUGUCUGAU
Molecule: messenger RNA, 1133 nt
Organism: Homarus americanus (American lobster)
Lineage: Eukaryota; Metazoa; Arthropoda; Malacostraca; Decapoda; Nephropidae
Product: heparan sulfate 2-O-sulfotransferase pipe-like
Exons: 6
Cellular component (GO): membrane
Molecular function (GO): sulfotransferase activity
Source: RefSeq, a predicted model, not a curated record